ACCUACUGUGUGCAGAGUCCUGUGUAUGCAUUGUCUGUGCUCCUCAUGACAUUCUGAGGUAGGUAUUAUCAUUCCCUCAUUUUUUGGAUGAGGAAACUGAGGGCCCCAAGAAGGAACAAGAUUUGCUGGAGUCACAGAGCCCAGACAGACAGAACUCAGGCCUUGGGAAGGAGCUGAGUGGGCUGGCCCCCCUCACUCUGUCCUGUCCCCCAGGGUGACCCUGUAUGCAGCAGGCAUGUCAGAAGAUGAGGCAGCUCAGGCCCGCAGACCCAGCUUGUGGGAGCAGGACCAGCAGAACGUGGUACACCGAGUUGUGGCCCUGCCCCUGGUCAGGGCCACGUGCACUGCUGUCUCUGAUGCUUACAGCGCAGCCAAGGAUAAGCACCCACUACUGGGCUCUGCCUGCCGCCUGGCUGAGCACUGCGUGUGCAGCCUCACCACCAGCGCCCUGGACCACGCCCAGCCACUGCUCAGUCACCUGCAGCCUCAGCUGGCUACAGUGAACGAUCUUGCCUGCAAAGGCCUGGACAAGCUGGAGGAGAAGCUACCCUUUCUCCAGCAACCUUCGGAGAUGGUGGUGACCUCAGCCAAGGGUGCAGUGGCCAGCAGCAUGACAGGCGUGGUGGGCCUGGCGCGGCAGAGCCGGCGCUGGAGCGUGGAGCUAAAGCGUUCCAUGAGCCACGCUGUGGACGUGGUACUGGGCAAGUCGGAGGAGCUGGUGGACCACUUCCUGCCCAUGACGGAGGAGGAACUCGCGGCCCUGGCAGCUGAGGCUGAGGGCCCUGAAGUGGGCUCAGUGGAAGAGCAGAGGAGACAUCAGGGCUACUUUGUGCGCCUGGGCUCCCUGUCAGCACGGCUCCGCCACCUAGCAUAUGAACACUCUCUGGGGAAACUGAGGCAGAAGAAACAUCAUGCUCAGGACACACUGGCCCAGCUGCAGGAGACACUGGAGCUGAUUGACCUCGUGCAGUGUGGGGUGACCCCCAUCGCCCCAGCCCGCCCUGGGAAGGUGCAUGAGCUGUGGGGGGACUGCAGUCUGAGCACCCUGGAGAACGGCCGCCGCCGUAGUCAGGCAGAGCUGGAAACGCUGGUACUGUCCCGAAGUCUGAUGCGGGAGCUACAGGGCUCAGUGGACGCGCUGGAGACCAGCGUGCGGGGCCUGCCCCCGGGUGCCCAGGAGAAGGUGGCCGAGGUCCGGCGCAGCGUGGACGCCCUGCAGGCCGCCUUCGCCGACGCGCGCUGCUUCCAGGACGUGUCGGCGUCGGCGCUGGCCGAGGGCCGGGGCAGAGUGGCUCGGGCCCACGCCUGUGUGGACGAGCUGCUGGAGCUGGUGGUGCAGGCCAUGCCGCUGCCCUGGCUCGUGGGGCCCUUCUCGCCCAUCCUCAUAGAGCGGUCACAGUCCCUGCCCGACCUGGAGAACCUGGUGGACGAGGUUGUGGGGGGCCCUGACCCGCGCUGGGCGCAUCUGGACUGGCCGGCCCAGCAGAGAGCCUGGCAGGCCCAGCACCGGAACGGGACAGGUCUCCCAGAGGACAUUCCAGAGGAGCCUGAGCCCCCCAGCCGCCCCAAGCACACCUUGAUGCCAGAGCUGGACUUCUGACCAGAUGGGGCCUCGGCCUCACAGUGGCGGCAAGAGGCUGCCCUACACUUCCAUACCCUGCUGCCCCCUAGUGGCCAUGCAGGAGCACUAACAGCCAAUGCCUCGACCCUGGCCCAGGCCCAGAGUAAGGGGUUCCGGUGGAAUUCUGAAUCUAGACCAGCUUCACUGAUAUCAGACCUUCCCCAGUCUUUUCCUUGGACAUAUGGGGACAUGAACCUAACUCAGGUCCGACUAGUCACCAGCUGGAUUUAUCUGUCUGCGGUCACCUGUUCCUUCACCCCAAGAAGCUGAUCAAAACUCCUGAGAAACACACAUUUUGCCCGAUGGUUUCUAUUUGGGGCUUUGAAAAGCGAGCAUUGCCUUGCUUCCCCAGCUUGUACAUCCUGGAUUGAGGGGUCCCCAAAGAUGCUGGGUUGCACCAGCUGGGCCUGCCAGACCCACUUGCUUUGCUGUUUGGGGUAUGCUCUCCAGAAUAAAGGUGCUUUGUGUUGUCCACAGCCUUAUGGCCUCUGUUCUGGCUGGGGUGAGUCUCAGUUGCACGGUGCCUCGGGCCUCAGAGGUGUGUGACUGCAUGGCACAAGCUAGGGUUUGAGAAUUGAAAGGAGUAAUGCCCCCCUCCCACCAGCUUGCCUUUCUGUCUGUACUUCCACCUUUAGUGCCCAGCCCACCUGGAUUAAGCAUUGCCCCUUCAGAUGCAGCUUCCUGAAGUGAAAGUUCACACUUUAGUAUAAAUGAACGUCUUGGAAACUACAGGGAGCAGAAUCUUGAAGAAAAAGAAGUUAGAGGGGUCAGUCCCUUCUAUGCCCACCUCCCUGGACCCAGUUGCUGGUCUUGCUGUGGUUUCUCCACUGGUCAGGAUUGGGGAGACAAAGGCAGGGCAAGGGCCAUGGGCCAGUCUCAUGGGAGCCCUCCCAUCCUCUGACCACAUUCUUGGCUGCCCCUCAGAUUCCCCAGUGACCAGGCAGGGUGUU
Molecule: messenger RNA, 2571 nt
Organism: Miniopterus natalensis
Lineage: Eukaryota; Metazoa; Chordata; Mammalia; Chiroptera; Miniopteridae
Gene: PLIN5
Product: perilipin 5
Biological process (GO): lipid storage; positive regulation of triglyceride storage
Cellular component (GO): lipid droplet; cytosol
Source: RefSeq, a predicted model, not a curated record